Eptesicus fuscus (big brown bat) is the source of this 3118-nucleotide messenger RNA. RefSeq names its product leucine rich repeat containing 1 (gene LRRC1). Lineage: Eukaryota; Metazoa; Chordata; Mammalia; Chiroptera; Vespertilionidae. The record is from RefSeq and is a predicted model, not a curated record. The transcript is spliced from 14 exons. The coding region runs from base 229 to 1803 and encodes 524 amino acids. Gene Ontology annotation, molecular function: protein binding. Gene Ontology annotation, cellular component: postsynaptic density; postsynaptic membrane; adherens junction. Gene Ontology annotation, biological process: neurotransmitter receptor transport postsynaptic membrane to endosome; neurotransmitter receptor transport, endosome to postsynaptic membrane.
UGGAGGGUGGGAGGGGACGCACCGGCUGGCGGGCGGGGGCGCUGGGACGAGCUGUGGCUCCCGCCCCAGGUUCCUGGGAGCGUUUCAGGCCGCGAAGGUCCGCGCGAGGAGCCUGCGAGCACGGGAGCCAACGAGCGCGGAGAGGGCAGCGGGCGGAGCGGAGCCGCCGGGCGGAGCGGGCUCAGAAGCCCGGGUGUCCGCGGCUCGGGACCCGGCGGCGGGGCGGCGAUGUUCCACUGCAUCCCCCUGUGGCGGUGCAACCGUCAUGUGGAGACCAUCGACAAGCGCCACUGCUCGCUGGUCUACGUCCCCGAGGAGAUCUACCGCUACGCCCGCAGCCUGGAGGAGCUCUUGCUGGACGCCAACCAGCUCCGCGAGCUGCCCGAGCAAUUUUUCCAGCUAGUCAAAUUACGAAAGCUUGGACUUAGUGAUAAUGAAAUUCAGCGGCUCCCUCCAGAAAUAGCAAACUUCAUGCAGCUGGUGGAACUUGAUGUGUCCCGAAAUGAUAUUCCUGAAAUUCCAGAAAGCAUCUCAUUCUGUAAAGCACUACAGAUAGCUGACUUCAGUGGAAACCCACUGACUAGAUUACCAGAAAGCUUCCCUGAAUUACAGAACUUGACAUGUCUUUCUGUAAAUGACAUCUCGUUACAGUCCCUACCUGAGAACAUUGGCAAUCUUUAUAACCUGGCUUCACUGGAACUGAGAGAGAAUCUUCUUACAUAUCUUCCUGACUCUCUUACUCAGCUACGGAGACUAGAAGAACUUGAUUUAGGAAACAAUGAAAUAUACAAUUUGCCAGAAUCAAUCGGAGCUCUCUUACAUCUAAAGGAUCUUUGGUUGGAUGGAAAUCAACUGUCAGAAUUACCUCAGGAAAUAGGAAAUCUGAAGAACCUGCUGUGCUUAGAUGUCUCUGAAAACAGGUUGGAAAGACUUCCUGAAGAAAUCAGUGGCCUGACUUCAUUAACAGAUUUAGUCAUUUCCCAGAACUUACUAGAAACGAUUCCGGAUGGCAUUGGAAAACUAAAGAAGCUGUCGAUCUUGAAGGUGGAUCAGAACAGACUAACGCAGUUGCCUGAAACAAUUGGGGACUGUGAGAGCCUCACUGAAUUGGUUCUCACAGAAAACCGACUCCUGACCUUACCUAAGAGCAUUGGAAAACUUAAGAAGUUGAGCAACUUGAAUGCAGACAGAAAUAAAUUAGUGUCUUUACCAAAAGAGAUCGGUGGGUGCUGCAGCCUCACUGUGUUCUGCAUGCGGGACAACAGACUGACCCGGAUCCCUGCUGAGGUGUCACAGGCCACAGAGCUCCACGUCCUGGAUGUGGCAGGGAACAGGUUGUCGCAUCUGCCCUUGUCUCUGACGGCCUUGAAGUUGAAGGCUUUGUGGUUAUCUGACAACCAGUCCCAGCCUCUGCUCACGUUCCAGACAGACACAGACCUCACCACAGGAGAGAAGAUUUUAACCUGUGUCUUACUUCCUCAGCUGCCUUCUGAACCUACUUGCCAAGAGAACCUGCCUCGCUGUGGAGCCCUGGAGAGCUUGGUGAAUGACGUCUCCGACGAGGCCUGGAACGAGCGGGCAGUACACAGAAUCAGUGCAAUCCGAUUUUUAGAAGAUGAAAAAGAUGAAGAAGACAAUGAAAUGAGAACACUUCAGAGGCGGGCCACGCCACACCCAGGGGAGUUAAAGAAUAUGAAAAAGACAGUGGAGAAUUUGCGGAACGACAUGAAUGCUGCUAAAGGACUGGAUUCCAACAAAAACGAGGUCAAUCAUGCCGUUGACCGAGUGACCACUUCUGUGUAGAAUUUCGCCUCCAGGUUUUACCUCCUGCGUCUUCCCCUGCUGUCUUUCGAGGAGCCUCCUGCAGUCCUCGGUCUUCACCAGAACCCCGCACAUGGGCUCCCCACGUCUCCCCACCUCGCGUCCGGACGCUGCUCUCUCCAAGGAAGUGCCUUACUCUAACCCGUCAGCCAGUGGUCUCCCAGCGUGACUGUUUCUUUCCCUACACUCCAGCUGUUUGUACAAGUAGAAUACACUACUGUCAACAUCUGACCUUUGUUUUUGUCUUAUGUUGGGGUAAGGGAGAGCAAGAAGGGAACAUUGAUCCUCCUCCCUCCACGACGUGCUGGGACAUUUUAACCCGAGUUCUCUGGGACCUAUUGGUGAGAGAGAGUUUUAUGUGUGAUGGAAAAUCGAUACUUUUUUAAACCUUUUGGCAGCUCAGAUGGUGUAAAUUUAAACAUUUUGUAUAGGUAUUUCGUAACAAAAAAUAUGUAUUUCUUUUUUUGUUAUUUUAUCUUGAAAAACGGUACAUAUUUUAGUAUUUGUGCGGAAAACUCACACACAGUCCUGAAGUAUUUGCUUUUAUUUGUACCAUCCACUGUGCCUUACUGUGUCCUGUGUCAUGUCAAACGAGUCGUGCGCAACGGCAGCCCGAGCAGAGCGGCGGGCCAGGGACGCGGUACGUUCCCCAGCAGUGUUGGCUUCUAAUUAUGAUCUACCUGGGGAUUUGUUCUUAACCAAAAAGAAGUUACCACUGAUUUGUAGAUUAUAUUGGAUGAUUUUUUAAAAAGAUAAACCAAAGGAUUAGGCUGCUAAUAUUUCACUUCUUAUACUUUAACUUUUUAUAAAUGAGUCUCGUACAAAUGAGUCGAGUGUCUGAUUGUUUCUACUCGGAAGGUAUGUGCCAUUUGUAAAAUAAAAUAGAACAGGCAAGCACAAAAAGAGAAAACCGGUUUUGAAAUUCAUGGGUAAAUAAAUUAUGUACUGAGAAAGUAUGAUUUUACUCAAGAAAACUUUCAAAGUUUUAUAUUAAGAUAUAAAAAAACAAUAAAGCAAAAUAACCUACUAUGCCGUAUUAGAAAUGUUGCUAUCUUUAAAGUGCAAUUUGUAAAUAGAGGUUGAAUCAAAGUGUAACAAAAUAUUGCUUCAUGUCUUAAUUUUAAUUGUGCUAAUUUAAGGAGUGUGGGGUAUAUUUUGGUAUGUUUCCACUGAUUUGACUUUUUUUUUUGGUAUGAUGUGAUAAAAAGAGGAAUGAAAAGUGCCAGUCACUGUGUGGUGUCUAGGAAAAUCGUGUUGGUGUUUUUUUCUCCAUGAAAUAAAGUCACCCUGGACAGUA